GGCAUGAAGGCAUGAUUUGUCAAGAUGGCAGACUGGUGGCAGGUCCCAGAAACAAAAAAGAGAGGAUGACACCAGGAUCUGGGGGCACUGGGACUGUCCCUGAGGUGCCCAUCUGAGAGGCUUGGGACAGUGUGUAUGUGUGUGCGCGUGGACUCUCUGAUGUGGAGGCUUUGUUUGUCCCUCUAGCUCCAGUCAGCCAUGGAGAGCCCUGUGGAGAUGCAGCAGCCUCUGGAGAUUCUGUACCUGCCCUGGGCAGUUCUCUUUCUCCUUUACUCUCUGGUGGCAAUUGUCUCUUACCUCCUGGACAUGGCCAGCCACAGCCUGCUGGCUCAGGCUGGAGAAUCCCUCCUUCCUGUCUCUCUGUCUGCAGCCUGGUUUGGCCACCAGCUCAUUGCUGACAUCAUCUUCCUGGGGCUCCUGCCUCUCAGCCUCACCUGGACCCACACCUGCUGGCCCCUGGGCCUUGCCUUCUGCCACCUGGAUCCACGUCUGGCCUUCUUGACUUUCAGUGCUAGUGGCCGGCUGCUGACUCAUGUGGCUGCUGACCACUGUACAUCCUUGCUCCAACCAUCCUGGGCACUGGCUCAUCGUAUAGCCCGCCAAAUAGUUAUCUGGGCUGGUAGGUUCUGGAUCCUUCUGCUGGGCCUGGCUGUGAGAGCCUUAGGAACUUUGAGGGAUCGAAAUGGCUGCAGUGACCCUUUCAACAGGACAGUGACCCUGGAAUCCCCUAGGCAUGGCCAGGACCCCUCAGCCUGGAGCCCUGAGCUGGAUCAACUGGUGUUUGGGUUUGGGGUGCCACUGGGGGUACUGAGUGUCUUCCAUAGUGUGGUGCGGGAGCAGCUGCAGCUGGCCAGGGUCUCAGGGAGGCCUCCGUUGCUAAGCUCGCCAAGGGCCACUGCAGUCAUGCUGUUCAUCUCUUGGUUUCCCUUCCACCUGCUGCUGCUGCUCAAGUUCCUGGGCAUGUGGGGGUCCCGACUGCAGCUGGAGGAUGUGUGGGUGUUGCUGAGCCCUCUGGGGCUCACUCUGCUGGGAUCAACUAGCUUCCUCAACCCACUGUUGUAUGUGUGGGGGGACAAGGAAAUUCGGAGAUGGCUGCGCAGGGCCUUACGGUUCCCUCCAGAAGGAGAGGAGGCAGAGGAACCCAGGCAUUAGGAGUGGAGGCUGAGAGGCUCUGGGGCAGCCUGAGG
Messenger RNA from Cricetulus griseus (Chinese hamster), 1187 nucleotides. The record is from RefSeq and is a predicted model, not a curated record. Lineage: Eukaryota; Metazoa; Chordata; Mammalia; Rodentia; Cricetidae.